CGCUCCGCCGGUGUCGCCGCCGCUCCGGCCGGUGCCGCUGCCGCUCCYGCCCGGGGAUGUACGCCGGCAGGAAGAGGAAGAAGCCGGUGCCCAAGAGCCCCAAACCGCCRCCCCCUGAGGGUGUGAAGUCCAACCCCUCCAAGCGGCACCGGGAGCGGCUGAACCAGGAGCUGAGCAAGCUGACAGGGCUGCUGCCCUUYCCCGAGGAUGUGUGCUCCAGGCUGGAUAAACUCUCCAUCCUCCGGCUGGCCGUGGGCUACCUGAAGGUSAAGAGCUACCUGAAGGCUACAGCUCCAAAGGCCAGCGGCUGUGUGGAUCAGCCCAGAGCUCCRGGAGGGGACAGAUGGAUGGAGCUGCAGGGUGACAGGGAGCUGUUUCCUGAGGGGGAGCUGCUGCUCCAGGCACUCAAUGGAUUUGUCAUCGCCGUGACUGGGGAUGGCUACAUCUUCUACAUCUCCCCCACUGUGCAGGACUACCUGGGCUUCCACCAGUCGGAUCUCAUCUACCAGAGCGUGUAYGAGCUGAUCCACGCAGACGACAGGRCCGCCUUCCGCCGCCAGCUGCACAGGGCCCCGCCGCUCGCCGCUGACACAUUUCCCCCUGAGCAGCCGCCGCUGUCCAGCCCCCAGCAKGUCCAUGCUGAGAAGCAAUCCUUCGCAGAGAGGAGCUUCACCUGCCGCUUCCGCUGCCUGCUGGACAACUCUUCGGGGUUCCUGGCCUUGAAUUUCCGUGGGCGCCUGAAGCUCCUCCUUGGGCAGCAGAAGUCAGCAGCUGAGUCAGACAAGUCCCCAGUUGCUCUCUUUGCCAUUGCGACGCUCCUGCAGCCUCUCUCCAUCCUGGAGCUCCGCACCAAGACGCUGAUCUUCCAGACAAAGCACAAGCUGGAUUUCACUCCCAUGGCUUGUGAUUCCCGGGGGAAGGUUGUGCUGGGAUACACGGAGAUGGAGCUGUGCAGGAGGGGGUCCGGAUACCAGUUUGUGCACGCGGCUGACAUGAUGCACUGCGCGGAGCACCACGUUAGGAUGAUGAAGACGGGGGAGAGCGGGCUGACGGUGCUCCGGCUGCUGACCAAGAGGGGCAGCUGGGUGUGGGUGCAGGCCAACGCGCGGCUGGUGUACAAAGGGGACAGGCCCGACUGCAUCAUCACCCGCCAGCGAGCCCUGUCGAACGAAGAAGGGGAGGAACAUCUCCGGAAGAGGAACCUGCAGCUGCCUUUCAGCUUUGCCACGGGGGAAGCAGUGUUGUAUGGGAAUGACCUUCCUGGGGUCUUGCACUCUUUCCAAGCCAAGGAGGAGCUGCAGACACGAGCAAACCCCAGCCCGGAGCAGCGCUCGGUGGACCCCAACUCUCUCCUUGGGGCCAUGAUGAAGCAGGAUGCAUCCAUAUACAGCUCCCACACUGAUAACGUGCCCCAGCUCUCCUUGCCAGGUUUCCUGCCUGAGCCCGAUGGGCUGAGCCACAGUGAGGACAUCAGCAGUGCCAAGGAGGACAGCAACUCCCUCCUGGUGGUCAUCGAAACCCUCUUUGAGAGGGGCGAGGUGGGUGGGAAYGCCUGCCAGAGCCUCAGGAUGGACAGCACAGAGCUGCAGCAGUGGGAGGCRGCUCUGCUCAGCUUGGGGGCAGAGGAGCAGCUGCCAGCUCAGGGCCUUGGCAACAGGCCGGCCACCAAGGUGACAUCCUGCAUGGAGCAGCUGCUCCUCAGCGAGGGCACUGGCAAGAGUGUGGGCUUCCCYCACUGCCAGGAGGAAAACAGUGCUGUGGCUCACUUCCAGCAUUGCUGGGCAACGGAGUCAGCAUUCCCAGCCCAGCCCCGGRCACAGGGCRYACCGGGAGGCCCAGGGGCUGUGGGCUCUGCAGUCUCUGUGAGCUUGGAGGGCAGCUCUGCCCAGCCAGAGCAGCAGGACCCCUUUCACUCAGCCAGGAGGGUGGCAGGGACUGUGCUGGGUGUCCCUGUGUCCAGCAGCGAAUCCUCUGUAGUGCUGCAGCACUUCAACCAAGCGUUUCAGACAGAAGUGACCCCCUCUGCUCCCACAGAUAACACUGUUCCUGGUGCUCAGAGCCAGCCUGGCUGCCAGCUGGUGGGCUCAAGCUSUCCACCCACCCUGCACUCAAACACAUUGGUGACUCCUUGGCACAAUGUCCCCCUCCAGGCAAAUCCAGCUUGCAUGGCCACAGCUCCAAAACAGCUGGAAGGUGCAGGAACGCACAUGGAGUCCCAAACCCUGCCAGCUGGCAGCCCCAAGAGCCCCCCMGGGGCCGGGCUGUGGUUGCCAUCCCCCUCCCAGUCUGUUCCWUGCCCUGCCCAGGGCUUGCACGAGUCCUUGUUCUCUGGGGAUGGGAACCUCUGUGCUGAGGAGGCUGCUCUCCCUGCACGAGCAUCAGCACCCAUGGGAGCCAGCCAUAUGCCAGGGGCUGGUGGCUUUCCCCAACAGCCCCCGAUAGCCCACGUGGAGCCCUGCUUCUCCUGGGCAGGGCAGCAGGCAGGGCUCCAAGAGGACAAGUGGUUCACCCAGCUGUGGYUCCCGCAGGCUGGGGCAGCUCCUCCGAGGAGCCAUGGGGCAGGGCCAGUGCCCCAGAGCGGGCUCCUGCUGGGCUCCAGCCCUGAUCCCAGUGCCCACGGGAUGGACUGCAUUGUGCUGCCCGAGUGCCAGUAUGGGAACAGCCUCUUCAGGCAUGAGAGCAGCUUCCCGAGGGAUGUCCAAAGCACCCCUUCCCCAGCAGCCGGGCACUUUGCCUUGCCCUGCUGAGAACCCCCAUGGAGCCUGCCACUGCUCACCAGGCUCAGUUUCAAGGUGCUCAGCAGCUGU
Malurus melanocephalus (red-backed fairy wren) is the source of this 2807-nucleotide messenger RNA. RefSeq names its product neuronal PAS domain-containing protein 3-like. Gene Ontology annotation, molecular function: transcription cis-regulatory region binding; nuclear receptor activity; protein dimerization activity. The record is from RefSeq and is a predicted model, not a curated record. Gene Ontology annotation, cellular component: aryl hydrocarbon receptor complex; nucleus. NCBI's taxonomy places the organism in Eukaryota, Metazoa, Chordata, Aves, Passeriformes, Maluridae. Gene Ontology annotation, biological process: regulation of transcription by RNA polymerase II.